AUGUCUUCGCCGCCACAAAAUACAGAUACACUGCCAAGUUCAGCUUUUGACGAUGGAUUACAUGAUUCGCUUGGGAAUAGAAUGAACAUCCCAUCGUCAGUACCGCCUGCACACCACUCUUCACCUCCUUUUUCGUCAAUGAGUGAGAAUUACGCCGGAGAACCAGGCUCAGGCCCUGCUGGAGCAACACCAGUGUUUCCUAGCUCAUCGAGGUCCAUGGGGGCUCCAAAUAGAUCAUCACAAAUGCAAAUGGAUAGUAGUGAGCAUUUCGAAAGGGAAAGAGGCGACGAAGCAGAGUUCGAAGAGAACAAUUUGCCUCUAGACGGUGUUAGAACACGAAAUCUGAAUACUAUCAAAAAGGUUGAUGACGUUACGGGUGAGAAAGUGCGCGAAGCGUUCGAGUUUUUCCUCGAAGAUUUCACGGUCGAGUCCGAUGAUGAUACGCAAGAACCACAUACAGUGAAAGCUUACCGCUCACAGAUACAAUUCAUGAAAAUCUAUGAUCUCAACACUAUUUACAUUGACUACCAGCACUUAUCUACACGGGAGAACGGGGCGUUGGCAAUGGCCAUUGCUGAGCAAUAUUACCGGUUUUUGCCCUUCUUGCAGAAAGGCUUGAAGAGAGUCAUUCGCAAGUACGCUCCUCAGUUACUGCUGACGUCGGAUUCGGUUAACUCUCAAACUACGGAAAAUCUCGAUACUCAAACCAACGUGGAUCCUGAUUCUUUAGCUCAGGAUAGCCAGAGUACUGGCGUAACAGGUGGGAGGGUUGGGAACUCAAGCUCUGGAUUUGCCACCGGCGCUUCGACAGUGCGGUCGCCUGAACAAACUGAGAGAGUAUUUCAGAUAAGUUUUUUCAAUAUGCCAACGGUACAGCGCAUUCGUGACGUAAGGGCAGAAAAGAUCGGCUCUUUAAUGACGAUAUCUGGAACUGUAACAAGAACCUCAGAAGUUCGUCCUGAACUUUACAAGGCAAGUUUUACCUGUGAGAUGUGCCGCGCUAUUGUUGACAACGUUGAACAAGUCUUUAAAUACACAGAACCAACUUUCUGUCCCAAUCCGUCUUGCGAAAAUCAAGCUUUCUGGACAUUGAGUGUUGGCAGAUCAAAAUUCUUGGAUUGGCAAAAAGCAAGGAUUCAAGAGAAUGCGAAUGAGAUUCCAACGGGAUCUAUGCCUAGAACCAUUGACGUGGUACUGAGAGGCGAUUGUGUUGAGAGAGCCAAACCUGGUGACAGAUGCAAGUUUACAGGAACAGAAAUAGUCGUGCCUGAUAUUACUCAACUGGGCUUACCUGGCGUAAAACCAAGUGGUUCAACGGAUAAUCGAGGAAUGGCUAGAAGUUCAGAUGGUUUGAAUAAUGGCAUAAGUGGUUUGAAAUCUCUAGGUGUAAGGGACCUCACAUACAAGAUUAGUUUCUUAGCAUGUCACGUCAUUCCCACUGGAAAGGACAACACUGACGUAUCAAACCCAGAAAAUGCCGAUUUGCUCAGCAUGCAAGUCAACAAUGCAAGCAACGACGGUGAGAGAGAUCAAGAAAUCUUUUUAAACAGUCUUAACUCUCAAGAGAUCAAUGAAUUAAAAGAAAUGGUAAAAGAUGAGCAAAUAUACGACAAGCUGGUAAGAUCCAUCGCGCCCGCAGUUUUUGGACACAUUACCGUUAAAAAAGGUGUUCUUUUACAGAUGCUCGGUGGUGUACAUAAGACAACUGUGGAGGGUAUUAAUUUGAGAGGUGACAUCAAUAUUUGUAUUGUUGGUGAUCCAUCGACUUCAAAAUCUCAAUUUCUCAAGUAUGUCUGUAGCUUUGCCCCUAGAGCUGUUUACACAUCUGGUAAAGCUUCCACUGCUGCCGGUUUGACGGCAGCAGUGGUCAAAGAUGAAGAAGCGGGUGAUUUCACCAUUGAAGCAGGUGCCCUUAUGUUGGCUGAUAACGGUAUCUGUUGUAUUGACGAAUUCGACAAAAUGGACAUUUCCGAUCAAGUGGCCAUUCAUGAGGCAAUGGAACAGCAGACUAUAUCCAUUGCUAAAGCCGGUAUCCAUGCUACUUUAAAUGCCAGAACUUCGAUUCUCGCUGCUGCAAACCCCGUGAGUGGUAGAUACAACAGGAAACUCACACUACGAGGUAACUUGAAUAUGACGGCACCUAUCAUGUCGAGGUUUGAUCUCUUCUUCGUGGUGUUGGACGAUUGUAAUGAGAAAAUUGACACCGAACUCGCCGCGCAUAUUGUUGACUUGCACAUGAAGAGAGACGAAGCGAUAGACCCACCAUUCAGUGCGGAGCAAUUGCGUCGUUACAUCAAGUAUGCUAGAACUUUUAAGCCAGUGCUGAACGAAGAAGCCAGAAACUACCUGGUGGACAGAUACAAAGAGUUGCGGAAAGAUGACGCCCAGGGCUUCAGUAAGUCGAGUUACAGAAUCACUGUGAGACAGUUGGAGAGUAUGAUUCGGCUGUCAGAGGCUAUUGCGAGGGCUAACUGCGUGGACGAGAUCACGCCGAAUUUCGUUGCCGAAGCUUACGAAUUGUUGCGGCAGAGCAUUAUUCGCGUCGACGUUGAGGACGUGGACGUGACUGCGGAAUCUGACGAUGAUGAAGGCGACGACAACGAACAUGCUACAGGUUCGCGCGGCGGUCGCGGUGGAGAUGGUGGAGAUGGCGGUAGCAACAACGAGGGUCCUGACAGAGGUACCGAUGGCCGUCACAGCGACGACGAUACCCGCAACACGCUCCCUGCUGCAGCGGCAGCACAGGAUGCUGCGCAGCAAGGGCCCAAACCCAAAGUGACCAUCUCCUACGACAAAUACGCUGCAAUGAUCAACCUGAUCGUGCAAAAAGUGGCCCAGGAAGACCGCGACGGUGGUGCCGAGCUUACUGCUGCCGACAUCGCCGACUGGUAUCUGUUACAGAAGGAAAGCGAACUGAACAGUGAGGCUGAGUACUGGCAGGAGCGCAAGCUAGCGUUCAAGGUCGUCAAGAGGCUCGUCAAGGACAAGAUUUUGAUGCAAGUGCACGGAAACAUGCAGGCUCUGGCAGAGCACGAGUCUGCCCACCCGACCUCUGAGAGAAUCGUCUACGUGAUCCACCCCAACUGUGCGGUGCUGGACAACAUCGUGGGUUCCUCCAGACAGGAGUAG
Molecule: messenger RNA, 3129 nt
Organism: Lachancea nothofagi CBS 11611
Lineage: Eukaryota; Fungi; Ascomycota; Saccharomycetes; Saccharomycetales; Saccharomycetaceae
Source: the annotation of a GenBank genome assembly